Messenger RNA from Danio aesculapii, 2371 nucleotides. RefSeq names its product DDB1 and CUL4 associated factor 15 (gene dcaf15). Bases 13 to 1908 code for a protein of 631 amino acids. The record is from RefSeq and is a predicted model, not a curated record. Gene Ontology annotation, cellular component: Cul4-RING E3 ubiquitin ligase complex. Gene Ontology annotation, biological process: protein ubiquitination. Lineage: Eukaryota; Metazoa; Chordata; Actinopteri; Cypriniformes; Danionidae. The transcript has 13 exons.
CAAAAAUCAAAAAUGGCGCCCAGCUCGAAAUCUGAGAAAGAUGACAACAAACAAAAACAGCAGAAAAAACACAAAGAGCACAUCAUUAAACUGCUGACGCGCGGACGGCUGUAUGGACAGCUCUCUCAGCGGCUCUUCCGGAAACUUCCUCCACGUGUUUGUGUCCCGCUGAAGACCAUCGUCAGUGAGGAGUUUCUCAGAGCCGGGCACAUCUUCCUGGGCUUCACUAAGUGUGGCCGGUAUGUUCUGUCCUACACCAGCGACUGCGGAGAAGACGAUGACUUCUCCUUCUACACCUAUCACCUGUACUGGUGGGAGUUUAACCUGCACAGCCGCCUCAAACAGGUUCAUCAUGUGCGUUUGUUUGCCGGUGAGGACAUUUACAGUGAUCUCUAUCUGACUGUGUGUGAGUGGCACAAUGACCACUCCAAACUGGUCAUCUUCGGCUUUAACACACGCAGCUCCAGUUCAGCACUGAUGAACAUGAUGAUGAGUGACGAGAACAACAGAGACAUUUACAUCACCAUCACCUCCAUGCCUCCCGCUCAGCCGUGCAAACAGUGCUGUCCCGUGGCCUCCACCUCGGUGGUGUGUGUAGGUGGAGAGUGUUUGGAGCAUGGUUACGUUCUCAACGCUCGAUAUCAAGUGGUUUAUCCGUUCCCGACGUUCCAGCCAGCGCUGCAGCUGAAGAAGGACCAGGUGAUCCUGCUCAACACCAGCUACUCUCUGGUGGCCUGCGCCAUCUCACUCUGCACAGGAGACGGCCAACAGGAGAGUCAAAACAAUCAGAUUCUGUACCGAAAGAGAGAACCUUCCUCCUCUUCCUCUUCUGCUCCUGCUGGUCCCACAUCUCCAUCCCCAUCCUCUUCAGCUUCGUCUCAGGGCUCACCUGACCUCCGACACUCAAAAACUCACGUGACCCCGCUCUCCCCCAGCCAAUCACAGGCUGCCGUUUGGGCCAGAGAGUUUGCUGCCGACAUCUUCCGCAGAGCUCAGGCUGGAACGAGGGAACCCGAGCGAUGCAAAGCCAAAGAGAAAGAAGAAGAAACAGACACUCAGAGACGCCUCCAUGAUCAAGAGCGCACGAGAGAAAGUACCAGGGAAGUCCCGGGACCUUCAUCUUCCUCCUCGGGACAGAACCAGAGCUCAGUGGUGGAAAGCGGUGUGUGUAAUACAGUCGUGUCUCCUAGAUCCACAUCUUCCGUCUCAUCUCUGUCUCCACACGAACAGGAGCCUUCAUCAUCCUCCUCUUCCUCAUCAGAGCCUGCUUAUGUCAACUACACCACGCUCCGAUACAGACUCCCACAGGCCACCGCGGCGGAGCAGACCAGCGGUGAGGAGGAUGAUAAAGUCCAGCUUCCUUUCACUGUGACCGAUCUGAAGGGACGACCCUUACAGAUAGUAACGGGACAGUACAGUGGUCAGUGUGUGUGUAUCGAGCAGCUGACUCUGGAUUUCGAGUAUCUGAUAAACGAGGUGAUCAGGAAUGACGCUGAAUGGGGAUCUCAGUUCUGCUCCUUCAGUGAUUAUGAUGUGGUCAUUCUUGAGGUUUGCCCGGAGACCAAUAUAGUGGUGAUCAACAUCGGGCUGUUGCUGCUGGCGUUCUCUAACUGUGAUGAUGAGCACUGCAGGCCCAAGUCGUAUCACUCCAGUCUGCAGGUCAGUUGGGAUCUGAACACAGGCGCGUGUCACACAGUCGGGGUCGGCGACCUCACAGAGGUCAAAGGUCAGACCAGUGGAAGUGUGUGGAGCUCCUACAGGAAGUCGUGUGUAAACACUGUGAUGCGGUGGCUCGUGCCGGAGAGCAGCUCACGCUACAUCAACCGCAUGACCAAUGAGGCGCUGCAUAAAGGCUCUUCUCUUCAGGUGUUGACUGAUAACGACAGAGGCACGUGGAUCGUCCUGUGAUUUCGUCGCAAGGUAUUCUAGGAGCUGCAGAUAAAACACACGUUUGGGCUAAACUGACCCUCGGUGCUCCGUCCCAAUCUGGACACUCUGGGAUAAUGAUGUCAUGAUUAAACAUGUGAUGUCAUCAGACGCAUCAGUCUCCGUUAAACAUGCACUCUUUACUUUUACACACUCGUUUUGAUGUUGCGUUCUCAACGUAUUGUGUUCGAAUGCCCCAACCCUGGAAAGGGCAGCAGGAGAUGUUGUUUUUUUUUCUCGUUUUUAUGUUUGUUUGAUUCAUUUUAGGAUGUUUGUUUACACUUGUCUCAUCAGCCAAUAAGAAACUGUUGAUAUCUCCCGCCUCUUUUUUUAUUAUAACUGGUCAUGGCCUCGCAAGCUGGACUGGAUGAGGAUAUUGUUUUUACGCAAUGUUGUUUUACUUUUUUUUUUUUUUUAUAAAAUUAAAUAUUGCUUAAACACUUUA